UCACUUGAAUACAAAGCCACUACAAUGGGUAACGUGUUGGCCAGUGCACCCCCACCCCCACCCCCACCCCAGUUGGCACCCACACCACCAGCGACUCAGACACCGGCCGAUGUGAGCGCCGGUGACAACGACCUGAACCCGGGAUCGAUGGAAGAGCUGCACAAGAAGUGCAAAGAGGUGUUUCCGAUGCCCUUCGAUGGCGUGCGAGUGGUGAUCACGAAAGGGCUGAGCAAUCACUUUCAGUUGACUCAUACCCUCAAUAUGUCGAACGGGGUGUCCGUCCCAUCGGGCUAUCGGUUCGGCGCCACAUAUAUCGGCACUAAACAGACGUCGCCCACAGAGGCCUAUCCCAUACUGUACGGCGAGGUGGACCCCCAGGGGAACCUCACCUCCAGAAUACUGCAUCUGUUUGGCGAUCGCGUCAAAGUACAAGCCGGCGCUCAGAUCCAGGAGUCCAAGUGCGUGAUGGCACAACUCACCACCGACUACAGGGGCCGCGACUUCACCGCAUCCCUCACUUUAGGCAACAUUGACUUAAUUAACUCGUCCGGAGUGGCAGUCCUUCACUACUUGCAAAACGUUAGUGAAAGAGUAGCCUUAGGGGGAGAACUCGCCUAUCAAUACGGCCCACAAGUGCCCGGAUAUGAAAUCGCCGCGCUAUCACUGGCCGGUCGCUACUCGUCUCCCAAUAGUUUCACAUUAAGCGGAACUUUAGGCAAUACCGGCGCUCAUCUCUGUUACUAUCAAAAGGGUGGCGAAAACAUUCAGGUUGGCGUAGAAGUGGAGACCAACCUAAGAGUGGCAGAGAGUGUGGCGACCUUUGGAUAUCAGGUGGAUCUGCCCAAAGCCAACCUCAUGUUCAGAGGUAUGGUUGACAGCAACUGGACGAUCGGCGCUGUGUUGGAGAAGAAACUACUGCCCCUCCCGUUCACGUUCGCACUGUCGGGUCAGGUGAACCACGUGAAGCAUGCGACCAGAGUCGGGGCCGGACUUUAUUUAGGUUAAUAGGCAUUCAAUUAAUAGACUAUUGCAUCCCCACUAGUAGUCAUAGAAGUCAUUAAAAUUUAUUUUAGCAUUUCUUUUAUUAAGAAAUAUUUCGAUUGAUUAUAUAUUAUAUAAUUUUAGUUGAGUUCGACUCCAGUUUCUCUUAAUUUUAAGGGAC
Molecule: messenger RNA, 1162 nt
Organism: Oppiella nova
Lineage: Eukaryota; Metazoa; Arthropoda; Arachnida; Sarcoptiformes; Oppiidae
Source: the annotation of a GenBank genome assembly